GAGAAACCAUCACCGAAUCCUUGGGGAACGAAAAUGCCGUUUGGAGCGUUAUUGUCAGAGGCACGAGUUUUUUCGGCUUACGUGAAAGAAGUUGAAGAGAAACCAUCACCGAAUCCUUGGGGAACGAAAAUGCCGUUUGGAGCGUUAUUGUCAGAGGUGAGCAGUUCGGGUUGGGUUCAUGCGGUGGCUUUUUCACCAUCCGGAUGUCGAUUAACAUUCGUAUCGCACGACUCGACAAUAUCACUGAUCGAUACGAAUCGUUCGUCACAAGAAGCAAUUGUGCUACGCACCGCUCAUUUACCAUUCACGUCUGUUCAGUGGGUUACCGAAAACGCCAUUAUUGCUGCGCUUCACCGUCCCAUUUAA
This is a messenger RNA of Anisakis simplex (herring worm), 366 nucleotides long. The record is from the annotation of a GenBank genome assembly. NCBI's taxonomy places the organism in Eukaryota, Metazoa, Nematoda, Chromadorea, Rhabditida, Anisakidae.